Molecule: messenger RNA, 6587 nt
Organism: Peromyscus maniculatus bairdii (prairie deer mouse)
Lineage: Eukaryota; Metazoa; Chordata; Mammalia; Rodentia; Cricetidae
Source: RefSeq, a predicted model, not a curated record
CCGCCCCACCUCCCUGCCGCCUCCCUCCCUGUCUCCUGGCUGCGCCCCGGCCGAGCGCCCCCUCCUCUCUUCCCCUCCUCCCUGCGUACCCCGCCCGUGAUCGCAUCGCGAACCCCUCCCGCCGCGCGGGGCUGGGGGACUCGGCCGCCCCCGCCCCAACUGGGAGGCGGCGGCGGCCAGCCUAGGCUGCAGUGGGGACCGAGAUCCGAGGCCCGGUGGCGGCCCUGCAUCUGGACCGGGCACGCGGGGUCUGUGCCUCUGCGCCCCCAGCCCAGGGCCGCGGUGCCUUGCCUUGCCGCGGACUGGAGGAGGACUCGGCAGCAGACGCCACAGAGUGAGACAGCCUCUGCUUCUUUCCGCAGCAGCCACAGCCUCCUGGGCCCUGGCUAUUGGUGACCAGAGUCGUCCUGAUCCCGCAGCCCGGGCCCACCCGCGGCCCCCCAUGAGCUCGCCCGGCUGACCGGUGAGGCGGCCGCGGUGGAGCCGGCGUGCCCCGAAGGCAGCGGGGCCAUGGCCUCGCUGGACUUACCAUACCGAUGCCCGCGCUGCGGGGAGCAUAAGCGUUUCCGGAGCCUGUCGUCACUGCGCGCGCACCUGGAAUACAGCCACACCUACGAGACGCUCUACAUCCUCUCCAAGACGAACAGUAUCUGCGACGGCGCGGCCGCUGCUGCAGCGGCUGCUGCCGCCGCUUCUGGCUUCCCCCUGGCGCCUGAGCCCGCCGCCCUGCUGGCGGUGCCCGGGGCCCGGCGCGAGGUCUUCGAGAGCACGUCCUUCCAGGGCAAGGAGCAGGCGGCAGGGCCAGCGCCCACGGGGUCGCACCUGCUGCACCAUCAUCACCACCACGCGCCGCUGGCUCACUUCCCUGGCGACCUGGUGCCCGCCAGCCUGCCCUGUGAGGAGCUGGCCGAGCCGGGGCUCGUGCCUGCCGCGCGCUAUGCACUACGCGAGAUCGAAAUCCCACUCGGCGAGUUGUUCGCGCGCAAGUCCGUGGCAUCCUCGGCCUGUUCGACGCCUCCACCCGGGCCCGGCCCUGGUCCUUGUUCCGGGCCCGCCUCCGCAUCGCCAGCUUCGCCAUCACCCGCCGAUGUCGCCUACGAAGAGGGCUUGGCACGCCUCAAGAUCCGUGCGCUGGAGAAGCUGGAGGUGGACCGGAGGCUGGAGCGGCUGAGCGAGGAGGUGGAGCAGAAGAUCGCCGGCCAGGUGGGCCGGCUACAGGCUGAGCUGGAGCGCAAGGCGGCGGAGUUGGAGACUGCGCGACAGGAGAGUGCACGGCUGGGACGCGAGAAGGAGGAGCUGGAGGAGCGCGCAUCUGAGCUUUCACGCCAGGUGGACGUGAGCGUGGAACUGCUGGCCUCGCUUAAGCAGGACUUGGUGCAUAAGGAACAGGAGCUGAGCCGCAAGCAGCAGGAGGUGGUGCAGAUCGACCAGUUCCUGAAGGAGACAGCGGCUCGGGAGGCCAGUGCCAAGCUGCGGCUGCAACAGUUCAUUGAGGAGCUCCUGGAGCGUGCAGACAGGGCCGAGCGCCAGCUGCAGGUCAUCAGCAGCAGCUGUGGCAGCACACCCAGUGCCAGCCUGGGCCGAGGAGGUGGGGGCAGUGCCUCAGGGCCUGGGGUGAGAGGCCCAGGCAGAAUGCGAGAACACCACGCAGGCCCAGCUCUGCCAAGCACAUACGCCGUUUCACGGCAUGGCUCCUCUCCCAGCACAGGGGCCUCCAGCCGUGUGCCAGCUGCAUCCCAGAGCUCAGGCUGCUAUGACAGUGACAGUCUGGAGCUGCCCCGGCCAGAGGAAGGGCCCUCGGAGGACGGUGGCCCUGGGGGCUUGGGUUCUCGGGCCCAGGCUGCCAACGGUGGUUCAGAACGGUCCCAGCCCCCUCGUAGUUCAGGCCUUCGACGACAGGCCAUCCAGAACUGGCAGCGCCGACCGCGCCGUCACAGCACCGAGGGGGAGGAGGGGGACGUCUCAGACGUGGGCUCCCGAACUACUGAAUCAGAGGCUGAGGGCCCCUCGGAUGUCCCACGCCCUGCACCUGCUGUAGCCGGGCCCUUGAACAGCCGCCUCUCAGCCCGCCCUGAGGGAGGCAGUGGGCGAGGCCGUCGGGUGGAGAGAGGUAGCCCCUCGCGCUCCAAUGAGGUCAUCAGCCCAGAAAUCCUCAAGAUGCGCGCCGCCCUCUUCUGUAUCUUCACCUACCUGGAUACCCGCACGCUGCUGCAUGCUGCAGAGGUCUGUCGAGACUGGCGCUUUGUGGCCCGCCAUCCUGCCGUCUGGACCAGGGUGCUGCUUGAGAAUGCCCGAGUCUGUUCCAAGUUCCUGGCGAUGCUGGCUCAAUGGUGCACCCAGGCCCACUCAUUAACGUUACAGAAUCUGAAGCCCCGACAGCGGGGAAAGAAGGAAAGCAAGGAGGAAUACGCCCGGAGCACCCGGGGUUGUCUUGAAGCAGGACUGGAGUCCCUGCUAAAGGCAGCUGGUGGGAACCUGCUGAUCCUGCGUAUCUCCCACUGUCCCAACAUCCUCACUGACCGGUCACUCUGGCUGGCCAGCUGCUACUGCCGUGCCCUGCAGGCCGUCACCUACAGGAGUGCCACAGACCCUGUCGGCCAUGAGGUGAUCUGGGCCCUGGGUGCAGGCUGCAGAGAGAUUGUCUCCCUCCAGGUGGCACCACUUCAUCCUUGCCAGCAGCCCACCCGGUUCAGCAACCGUUGCCUGCAGAUGAUUGGACGCUGCUGGCCCCACCUCCGGGCCCUGGGUGUAGGUGGUGCCGGCUGUGGGGUACAGGGUCUGGCAUCACUUGCAAGAAACUGCAUGCGGCUGCAGGUGCUAGAACUGGACCAUGUGUCAGAGAUUACCCAGGAGGUGGCAGCUGAAGUCUGCCGGGAAGGCCUGAAGGGAUUGGAGAUGCUGGUGCUCACGGCCACCCCUGUCACCCCUAAGGCCCUGCUACAUUUUAACAGCAUCUGCCGGAACCUCAAAUCCAUUGUGGUGCAGAUUGGGAUUGCUGAUUACUUCAAAGAGCCCAGCAGCCCCGAGGCCCAGAAGCUGUUUGAGGACAUGGUGACAAAGCUUCAGGCCCUGCGACGGAGGCCUGGCUUCUCGAAGAUUCUGCACGUCAAAGUGGAAGGUGGCUGCUAACCCGGGUGAGGGGCGGCAGGGCCCCUGCCAGCCCCACACCAAGGCACUCUUUGGACCUCUGGAGGGGCCCUGGCUUGGACUAGACCUUUGGAGGCCUAGUGUUAGGCCAGGUUCCAGACAGUGGUUGAGUAACCCUGUCUAACUGCAACAGCCAAGUGACAGGUGACCCAGAGCACAGCCUCCCCAGGGCAGGGGCUUGGACAGAAGCUGCCCUGAGACCCCCAUGACAUGACAUCCUCAGCUGGCACAGCCUUCUGGCACAACCAGCAAGGAGCUGGCACACCAGCACCUGGUUGUCACCACUCAAGAGGAUCUGCAGUAACCACCCAGCAGCUCCUCAGCUGUUCAGGCAGGUCUCUCCUUCCUGAGGCCAGCUCCUGCUCAGGAGCCUGUCAGGCCACAGGCCAGAAGGGGCUCAAGGCAGCUCAGACAUGGCAAGGAGGACUCUUCUCCCCUUUCCCUGACCAAGCCCUCUGCGAGGCAGUCCCGUCAGACAGUGGGUCUCUCUUCCAGGUCCACGUUCAUUCUCCAGUGAUGAUCCAGGCAAGCCUAGGAACCCAGGUAGAAGGUUAGGGGGAAAUUGGGGCAGGGCCAUAGGGAUAAGGUUAAAAGGGUAAAGGGAAAAAAAAAAAAGCCUGCAACUUCCCAGGACGAGGCCCACACCUCCCUAGCAGGUAAAGGACUGGCCAGUUGGAGGAGACUACUGUAAGACAAAGACUUCUCAUUAUCACACCCCAGAGCGAAGCUUAAAGCAGUCUCUAUACUUAGCUUUUCUUGCUGAGGGACAUCGGGAGGGAGGGAGGGAGGACCCUGAGCUCCCUGUUGUGCUGAGGCUUGGGGGAGAAGGCUUGCUUUCCUUAACAGCUUGCUUGAGGCAAGGAGCCAGAUACUGGUGCCAAGGCAGAGGAAGGAAUGUCCUCAGCCCAUCUUCCCAGGGCUGAGGCUACAAUAGAACACUUGGGGCAGGGUGUCACAGACAGGCCCUUGCACCAUACCCAAAAGUCUGUUUGAGCACCAAAGCCCUGAAGACUGAGCAUCCCUAACUGAGUUCCUCCUCUCAGAACUUGCAGUGGCUAAGGCAUGAGUCUUGGCAAUCCUCACUUGGGCAGAUCUUUCAAAUUCCUGGCCUCUCAUCCAAAUCUUAGGGUUUUCUUUGCUCCUGUACAAGGUGGAAUCGUCUUGUCAAUUUUCUCCAGCUAGGCCACAGCUGGCCACAGCAUGAACCCAGCUAUGAGUGCCGCCUACCACUGCUGUACGCCCUCCCUGCUCAAUGCUCCCAGAUCCCAUAGCUCUGUCCCAGUUUGUCAUCAUGAGUUGUGUGGCUUGUUCUGUCCGUCCUUUGAAGACUGAAAUGCCAAGGCUAUCAUGCUGGACACUCCAUGCCUAGUCCUGCAUGAAACCUCGGCUGUGUGGUAUCUACACCCCUACCUCUCACAGCUGCCUCCAGUUGCUCCCCCCUCUCCAGCCCCGUCCCCAGGAGUCACAGGCAACAGCACAACUUUCCUCGCCUUCAGUGGCUCAGAAGGGAGGUGGAGGUGCACUUGGGGCCCAGCUGCCUUUAGUGGUCAGUUGUUUUGCCAGCUGCAUCUAUGUAGCCCCUGCUCCCUGUGACUCCAAGACCAGAGGUGCUGCCCUUCCUGUCUCCUGGAUAAAGCACAAAGUGAUGUGGUAGUUGGCCAAGCCUGCCCCCAGGGGCUUCCAUUCCUCAGCCCCAGGAUUUGGACAUCUUCCUGGGCAGGGGAGGCACUGGAAUGCCUGGUGUUGAGGGAAACGGGUGGCAGUGCACAGCCAUCAGGGCAGGAAGCAAGGUCAAUAGUCCCAGGCUCUACUACAUCUAACCACAUCCUGAUUCAUGGAGAGGGAACACACCCCUUUUGUUGGCAUAGUCUGCUCUCUGCAAAGCUGUGUCCAAGAAGUCUCACCUGUGUUCUUGCUGAGUAGAGGUGGGUAGAGUAAAACCUAAGCCUUUACCAACCCAAGUGACAGGUCGCUGUGUCCUGGCUGAGUCUUGGGCAUCUUAGUUUUCAGGAAUGCCUUGAGAGCCAGCAGCUCUGCCCCUCACUUGUGGUUCCUUUGCUUUGCCCCCUGGCGACCAACCCUGCUUCUGGUUACUAUGCUUGUUUCCAUCUUGAGCAGUCAAGAGCCAGAGUUGGGGGUGGGGCAUUGGCUUCCUGAGAAGCACCUUAGCCCAUCUUUAGGCACCCCAAAGGGAGCCCUUUGUCCAAAAACACAUGUGAGGGCCUGCAUGCCCUGCUCCAGAAGCACAGGGUCUAUGGAAAGGGCUCAUGGGUGGCAGCCAUCUGGCAUCUCUUCCAAUCCCACCCCCUGCCACACAGCCUGGCUCUAGCACCUGUGAAAUAUAGCAUGUUUGGCCUGAGUACUUCAUGCUUAUGUAGGCUGCUUUUCCCCACAGUAUGGCAAAAAUACAUGCACUCCUUCCCAGAACCUCAGCUUUCUACCCAUCAAGAGAAAGCACCCUGAAAUCGGGUGGUUUUUGUUUUGUUUUGUUUAACCCUAUGACAACAGAGGCCUCUUUCCCAAGGCCUGGAUCCAUCCUUUGCCUUUGAGUCUUUCCUAUCCCCGGCCCUUAUGUAGAAUGCUUCAGAACACAGGCAGUGAGCUGUCAACCCCAGUCUCUGUAAGGCGCUAAGUUGAAUGAAAACUUCCCAGAGUGACAAUUGGUGCCAAAGACAUAGCUUCUGGUGAACUUGGAAGAAGUGCGACUGAGUGGGAUAUGGCCCAGUGCCCAGAGGAGUUAACCACUGAUGGGAUCUACCCCAGCCUGUCAGCCCCUAAUGACCUGGCAGUCUUUCUACCCUUGGUGGCCACACUUUCUCAUCCAGCCUUGGCUCAGGCCAACAUCUCUGUAUAUAUUACUAUGUAGUGUGUAUAUUUACUCCUGGACAAGUGAGCUCAGUUGUAGUCCUUGCCCAGGGACAAGGCUGAAGGUUGGGUGAAGAGCAGAACAUGAGGCUUUCCUCAACUCUUUGGGACCUUAGUCCAAGACUGCCCGACAAUCAAGCAGGCACCCCACCAUGAGGCCAGCCCCUGAGGAGGCUUGCCCUGGAACCCCAGCCUCUGCUCAUCCCUGGCAGGGGUCUCAGAGGCCUGAGGUGGCUCAGGCUUGCCUUGCAGCUGGUGCAGUUGGCUUGGCUCAGAGGGCACUGCCUUCCCUGCACAGCCAGGCUGCAUCCUGCCCCCGGCACACUAGGCAGAGGGGCUGAGAGCAGCUUUUGGUUUUACUUUUGUUUCUAAAGUGGUGCCUGUACCUCCAGCCCCCAGGGGGCCUUCCCUGGCCCCACUUAUCUGCCCCACCCAGGCAUUGCCAUCCCAGCACUUUGCUCCAUGUCACCCAGAUGCCCUUUGCCGAAUGUAUUGAGCAUAUGUAUUUAAAAGGACUCAUGGGCAUCAGAGAAUUUAUGGUUCUGUAUCCAAUAAAAGAUGAUGAAACUGAAAAA